This is a messenger RNA of Centrocercus urophasianus (Greater sage-grouse), 7134 nucleotides long. RefSeq names its product thiosulfate sulfurtransferase like domain containing 2 (gene TSTD2). The transcript is spliced from 9 exons. Lineage: Eukaryota; Metazoa; Chordata; Aves; Galliformes; Phasianidae. Bases 1 to 1401 code for a protein of 466 amino acids. The record is from RefSeq and is a predicted model, not a curated record.
AUGGCGCCGGGCGAGGCGCAGCCCGGACUGGGGGCUGUUCCGCGGGGUGGUGCCGGGCCUCAGGCGGCCGCCGCUAGAAAGCAGCGCGCCUCCGCCCGGAAAAAGGCGUUCUCCUUGUUUGUCAAGGCGAAAGAGGUGCCGGCCGCCUGUCCGGGUGGCGGGGCGGCCGUGUGGUGGAGGUGCUGCCGGCAGACGUUUCGCGAGCGCCGCGGCAUCCACCGGCACGUAGGUACGCAGCAUGGCGGGGACAUCGAACGGCAGGCGACCGGGCCCGGGACCGCCGGCAGGGCGGUGUCCGCUGAGCGGGUGGGAGGACGGGAUUGCGGAGAGCUCUGCGAGGCGCUGCCCGACACCAGCGGCCUCCACCGUGAGGAGCUGACCAGCAAGGUGGGAGAAGUACUUCUGUAUUACUGCUACUGUGAGGUGAAGGAUCCAGAGAAACUCUGUGCUUGGCAAAAGGCUCUCUGCCAGCAUCUGCAUCUCACUGGCAAGGUACGAGUUGCUUCAGAAGGAAUUAAUGGAACAGUUGGUGGAAGCAAAGUAGCUACCAAUCUCUACAUUGAAGUUAUGCUUGCUCAGCCUCUCUUCAAAGACAUUUUGUGUCGAGAUGAUUUCAAGAGUAGUGCAGGAGGAGCUCACUGUUUCCCAGAUCUUCGAGUUGGAGUAUUCAAAGAAAUUGUACCACUGGGCAUUGAUCCUAAAGAAGUCUCUUACAAAGAAACUGGAAUCCAUUUAACCCCUCAGGAAUUUCACAGAGAAGUAGAACGUUAUCUGUCUCAGUCCAGUCAAGGACAAAGUGAUACCAUCUUGCUGGAUUGUAGGAACUUCUAUGAAAGUAAAAUAGGACACUUCCAGGGCUGUCUAGCUCCAGAUAUCAGGAAGUUCAGCUAUUUUCCCAGCUACAUUGAUGAAAACCUGAAGCUGUUCAAAAACAAGCGUGUCCUGAUGUACUGCACAGGAGGCAUUCGUUGUGAAAGAGGCUCUGCUUACCUGCGGAGCAAGGCAGUGUGCAAAGAGGUCUACCAGCUAAAAGGUGGAAUUCAUAAGUACUUGGAGGAAUUUCCAGAUGGCUUCUACAGGGGAAAGUUGUUUGUAUUUGAUGAUCGUUAUGCCAUUUGUUCCAAUGAAGAUGUCAUCUCAGCAUGCAGAUACUGUGGGACGCUGUGGGACCAGUAUAAACUCUGUUCCAGCCAGCACUGCCGGCAGCUUGUCCUGACGUGUCUGAGUUGUCGCAAGAAAGGUCUCACAGCUUGCUGUCCUCUUUGUCAAGAGAAAGAGCUUCAGGCGACCUCAGGGGCUCCAGGACAGGCACUAAAGGAGGAAUGUGAAUGUACAAAGAGGCGGCCAAGGGUACCCAUUGAACAUAUCUCACAAGGGACACGGGGCACAGGAGAAGAUUAAGCUGUUUCAUUAGCCGAUCUGACACUCACGCUUCUUUGAAGGGCUUCUAAAACCAAAUCUCUCUCUGUUACUCAACUGGAUUACUAAGAAAUCACAAGUCUUUUAGCUUGGAAAGUCUUGUUUAUAACUCACUUUAAUAUCCUGAAAAAAAGUGCGUUACUUGAACAUAUACACCGGAGUGUACAAUCUAUUACUAGUGCUACUGGAUUCCUCUCCCUGUCUAGUCUUGUAGCCAGACCUCUACCUUGGGGAUUUUGCAGCAGAGGUUGUGUGAUGGGACACAGCUGCUCACAAUUUGAAACAAACUGAAGGGACAAAAAAAAAAAAUCCACUGUUCUUCUUCCAUGAUGGUGGAUCUUUCUGACCUCUCCAUUAAUUAUGUAUUUGCUGUAAUAGACAGUGCAAGCAUUAUGAAGACUGCAGAUUUAUGAGUAUCUGGCUAAAUCACCAGAUUAGAGUUGAAGGUAUUUUCCACAUACAUACCCAUCUGCACCUACCUCUUGCUUUACAGUAGUAAGAAGCAAAGGGUAGUGACAUGAAGUCACAGAUUUAAUCCAGCAUAAAAGCUUGAAAGCAGAGUAAGGAUCCCUGUCACAACUGCAGCAAAGGCAGAGGACAUGCAUUGCACAUAGGUACUGUCUGCCCAGCUGUACUUGCUUAUGAAGUGUGGUAUGGCCAGCAGAAGUGAUUCUCAUUUUGAUGCUUUUGUCUGCUGUUUAAUCCCUUUGCUUGUGAGUAAGUGAAAUAUCCACAACUCAGCUCUGCUUGCACUAGAAAGAAAUGACAGCUUGAAGCAUGUUGCUACUGAGACACAAAGAGAGGGGAGGACAGAGACUGUCAUAAUACCAGUUAUGGCAGUGGAAGUGGUGGUGAUGUGUGUGUGUAAAUGUCUGAAAAAGCAGUAAGAUUGUUACCCACGUUAAACAACUCAAGAUGUUGGGAGCGUUUGUGCUUUGCAAAUACAGGUGGAGACAGAACAGGGUUUUGUGUUGAAGUCCCUUCAACCUUUCCUUGUCUUUCUUGUGCUGGUGACCAUGGGCCUGGAUGCAUUACUCCAGAUGGGGCCUCAUGAGGGCAGAAGGGAACAGUAACCUCCCUUGCUCUGCUGGCCACCUCUCUUUUGAUGCAGCCAAGGAAACAGUUGGUUUCCUGUGCUGGGUUGGAAUUAGCUCAUCUUUGAGGUCCCUUCCAACCCAGGCUGUUCUAUGAUCCCCAUGGCCCGCUCUGCCUCCAGGUUUAGCCUCUUUAAUGAGCUCUCCUGCAUCAGUGAGGACCAGAUCCAGAAAUACUUCACCCACUGCUGGUCUGUGUAAUAUCUGGACCAGGAAGUUAUGCUGAGUACACUCUAGGAGUCUUGUGGAUUGCUUACAACCUGCUGUCUUGUUUUCCCAGCAGACAUUGAGGCGGCAGUUGAGGUGCCCCAACUGGAUGAGAUACUUCAAACACAAUGCUUCUUGUAGACGAUGUGAGAAGGCCUCAUCAAGAGGCUUCCCUUGAUCAGGAGCCUGUAGAAGACACCAACCACCAGAUGCCCUUUAUUGUUCUGGUCUUAAAUUUUAACCCCACAAGCUCUCAACUUGUCCAUGGUUGUUUUUCAGAGGCAGCUCUUUGCCAUCUAUCCAUUUCUUAACGUAGACGGCAACUCCUUCACCCCUCCUUCCCUGCUUACCUCUUCCAAAAAACUUGUAGCCCUCAAUUUUAGUGUUGCACUUGGGUGAUUCGUCUCACCACGUUUCUGUGAUAGCUAUUAAGCCAUGUUUUUCUAAUUGCACCAUGGCUUCCAUCCUACUUAUUUCCCAUGCCGUGAGCAUUGGAGUGGACUUCAGCUUCUUCUCAGAUUCCUCUGAGACAAAUCUGAGGGGCUGAUUACUAGCUCUCCCAUGUCACAGGUUGGACAUGCCUGAUCUAUACUUUCUUGCUUUUGAUCCUUUUAUGCAAGGUCUGCGUGUGGAAAUAACCUCUGCAAGGCUUGUAGAAUUCUGUCUAGUGUUUCUGAGAAGUGGCUUAAUAACGGGUAAUGGUACUUGUGCAGGGGAAGCCACUGCACUUGUGAUGCUGGAACGGUUUUCUGCAUAGCCCUAAGAAAAUCUUCUAUUUUAAUACAUGACUUUAAUACUCUCUCUGAGAUGAGUGUCAGUGAAGGGCACACAGGCGUAUCAGCACCACAGGGUCCAACAGGUACUUCAGCUAGCUCAUCAAGAAGAGUGCCCAACCGUGGAUGUGAAUCUUGAAAAUUUCCUUCUAGCCUCUUCACCUGGCAAAAGUACAGCUCUGAUCAUUCAGGUCGUCAUAAAGUACGAGCUCUGGAAUCCAGUCUGCUGAUGCCUUUGUUUACUGCAAUCUCCCUUCUGCUGUAUCCGCCAUACAUAAGUGCCAGAAAUGUUAGUAAAACUGAGCUAUGAAUUUGAUCUUGCUUACUGGACUGGACAGAGCAAGAUCAUCUGUCUCGUCAAAGAAAAUAAUUCAAGGUCUCAUCCAAGAGGCCUAUAAACAAAGCUGUUGUUCGGAUUCUCCUACCCAUUUACUUGGGUGGUUGGCAUCUUUUCUCCUAAAAAAGGCUAUUUUCUUGUCACCUUGGCUAUACCUGUUAGUGCCAGCGAAAAUCUUCAGCAGAAGCUGGAGCAAGACUCUUGGUUCCCCGGUAUCUUACCCCCCAAAGCUUAGCUGGCCAGUUCACUUCUGGUGAAGAUUGGAAUAUUAAUGGAAAAAUAUGCAAGUUGUACUUGCAGGACUGAUCUAGAACACUGGUGGAAGUGCUCAACUUGCAUACAAUACUGGAGAUCCUACCUACCUCAGAGUUACCUGUUCUGGUUCUUGCUGCACUAAGGCAGUGGUGGAGAAGGGUUUGAAAUGUGCAGACAGAGGUUCCCUCUGCUGCAUAUAGGUGAGGGGAAGGGUAAGAUGCAUGCUUAGUCCCGUGAGCAGCCUUUUUAUCCUGUUUUCUGCAUUGCUUUUCUGAGAUUAAUACAGGUAAGGACUUGCUGUGUGCUGGUGGUAAUGCCUUAAAGAAGACAUGUCAGUUCCAGGGUAGAUCAGUGAGGCAGGAUUGGCUGCAGGCACCCAGUGGCUUUCUUCCUUUCUUGCUGGAGAGCUGCUAAGAUGAAACAGUGAUCCACUUGAUCCUAGACAUCUGUGUUUUGUAACUCCACUGCUGCACAACUUGAUGCCUUUCAUCGCAAAGCCUGGUGCUUCUCAACACAGCCACAUCUCUGCUUCGCAGUGGUUGGCUCACUGAUGUUCUCUGACAUGCCUCUUCAGCAAAGCAUCUCUGUGAGAAAGACCAGCUGAGUUACCAGGGCUGGGCCCAUCAGCCUAACUGUGUUUGGACUACAUGGGUAGUGUGGAUGCUAACUCCAGCAGAACAGGAAAGGAUGUUUCUUAAAAGGCUUUUGUUGCUGAAGACUAAAUGCUGCUGUCACAUCCAUGACAGUGCUGCCUGCAUCUCCUUGCAUGUCUGGGUCGCUGGGUACCAUAAGGGUUUCCCAGGGUAAGGUGUUCAUGCAGUUCUGAAGUCGCUGGGGCUGGUGAGCCUAUUCUAUGUGUAUCUGACUAUAUAGCAGAAAGUAUUUUCACUGUUGCUGUUGUCAUGUGGUUGCUUUGGAUCAAUUGCUCUUGAUAACAGUAGAAGACUUUAAUCUCCUAGAGUCCUUUGCAGUCCAUAUUUGUUGUUCAUAAAUGCUUUGAGGCACCGGAUAAGUCUACGUUGAUUCUUCUAAUUGAUAUUUUCCUGCUGUUUCUUGUCCAGAAGCCUUUCCAAGGCAUUCAGCAGAAGUCCAAGGCCUUCAUGUCCAAAACUGUCAGCCUAGCUGGUUAAAGACACACUCAGAGACUCAGGACAGUUAAGAAGCUUUUCUUCAGCUGUUCCAGAUUGCAGUUCAUGAAUUGCUGGGGACAGGGCACACUCAUGUUUACUGUUUUUCAGUCCACCAGAUUUGGCAGGUGCAGUAAGGUACUUGUCAGCCAUCUCACGUUUUGUGGACAAAUCCUUGUCUCUUAAAGGAGCUUUAGAGAGAUUCAUGUCUUCCAUCAUUUUCUCAAAAAGAUCUGUAACUUCUUCUUCUGAUAACGUCAUGCAGCGUUCGACAACAAGUGCCUGGCAAGUGGAAUUUCGCUUACGGUACGUUGAGUGUCAAUAGGAUGCUGAAUUAGAGGUUCCUUUUCUCUCACUGCUGAUUUCCUGAAGCAUGUAAUUCUGUCACGCAGCUUAGGUCUGUUCUGGAACUCAUCUUCCAAGGAACACCCACUCCAUUUUGUGUUCAUCCUGCUAGGGCCCAGAGGGGCUAUGGAUGCUCCAUCCCUGGAGAUCUUCAAGGCCAGGUUGGAUGGGGCAGCAUGGUCUAGUAUUAGAUAUGGAGGUUGGUGGCUCUGCGUGUGUUGGGGGGGUUGGAGCUUGGUGAUCCUUGGGGUCCCUUCCACCCUGAGCCAUGCCAUCAUUCUGUGAUCUGAGUAGAUGGCUCAGCUGAAACUGUGACUCUGGUUUGAUGAAUUAGUUGAAGUUUUUGCAGCACAUAUGGUAGAAAGAUGUUUUCUGCCAGUUUCUUUUUUAUUGUUUAAUAUCUUCAAGCCAUUUUCUUAUGUAUUAUUUUAAUUUUAUGAAAUGGGACUUGCAGGCCUGGGGGCAGGGAGGAAGAAGCUAUAGGAACGCAUUUUAUUUGGCAUUGCUGGCACAUUUAUUAAGCUUUGAAGAACGACAAAUUUUCCCACACUGAUAGAAGCACAGUGUUUCUCUGCUCUGUUGGCCAGAGCCAAAAUGCAUGAUGUUUGUGCACAAACUCUGUAGAAAUCUGUGGGGCUUUUGCUGGAGUAUGUGUAGGAGGCUGCAGAACUACUUUUAACAGAUCUGUGCAGGUAGGUUACUGUAGGCGAGAACUCUUGCUAGGAUGUGUUGUUGUCAGACCAAGAAUAAGGCUUUUGCACAGCAAUGCUUUUGCCUGGCAAGUCUUCCUAUGGGUCGGGAUCCUAGCAGGGAUGUCGGAUGGGAUUGUCCUGGGUCCUCUGCUCUGCGUGCCUGGGAGGUGCGUAUCCCCAGGGGGAAUUACUCUAGGAGCAACAGAGAGGCUUCAGGCUGUGCUCAGUCUAAGUUUGGAGUCAGGAUAUUGAUGUUUGUUAGCAGCUUUCUGAGGACACGGUGUUUAGCCUUGCAUUUAUGCCUAUGCAUAUGUUAGGGGUGGCAUUAAUCAAAACAAUCUGCAGCAUAACGAAAUUGGAUGGACGGGGUCAUCUUGAUAAAGCAGCAAAGAAAGGGGAUUUGACUUGUUUCCAGUGAGAAUCUGGACGUGCACUUUUAAAGUCAUGAAAAUGUGGGGAUUAGAAGAGAGGACUCUCAUUUACUGAUUAGUUUGGCUAUUUCAGGCCAAACUCAGGAUUUGCAUCAGAUCCCUGAAAGUGAUGUUUUUAUUCAAAUACACAAAUGGGGUAGAAUGAUGCUAAACCAUUCUCCAGUGCUCAGUUUUUGAGACUCUUAUUUCACAAUUGGUGGCCUUAAGUUCAACUUAACUGCAUGGCGGUGGGGGGGGAUCAGUCUUUUCUAAGAAACAUGGGGAUUCAUUUGAGAAGCAGCACCUCUAACUAACUGACUCGGCAGAUGUUGGUUUAAAAAAAAGUACACUUUGCAUUUAUCUAAUGUAGCCAUGUUUCUGAAUAGUAGAAGUUCUUGUUAAACUAGUUGCUCCUCUACAGCUACUUGAGAUCAUUUUGGGAAAAAAAUAAAGUAUUUUUCUAAUACUUCUGUAA